Heterobilharzia americana is the source of this 552-nucleotide messenger RNA. The record is from the annotation of a GenBank genome assembly. NCBI's taxonomy places the organism in Eukaryota, Metazoa, Platyhelminthes, Trematoda, Strigeidida, Schistosomatidae.
AUGAAAGUAAGUUAUGUUCUUCCUGAUCUCAUUCCCACACGAGAUCAUUACUCUGUUGCCAAGUCGGGUAUUUUUACUUCACCAAACUAUCCUGGACUUUAUCCAAUUGAUAUUAUCUGUGAAUAUCAACUGAUUGGCAAUUCAUAUGAAAUAAUUGAUUUAGAAUUUCAAGAAUUUGAUGUGGAAAGUAACUCUGUAAGAUGUUCAACAGAUGGGGAUAGUGAUUACGUUGAAUUGCGUAGUUGUUCAACUUUAUCAUCAAUAUUAGAUUUAGGCAAAAAGUAUUAUUGUCAAAAUAUUGAACAUGAUAACAAUGAUAAUAAUAAAACAAUCCAUGUAAAUUGGAGAAAAUCAUGUUUAAUUAUCAAAUUCUUUUCAAACAGUAUGAUUGUUCGACAUGGAUUUUUAGCAGCUUAUAAAUUUCUACUCUCAGAAUCCAGCCACCUUCGAAAGGAUAAAACAAGCUCUUUACUACAAAUACUACUAGUAACCUUAAUACAUACUUAUGUACACAGAACUUUCGAAGUGAAUCAAUACAUAAUGAUGGUUUAA